AUGCAGUCGCAUCAUGACAGCUGCGAUAAUUCAUCAUCACCUGUGGUGGUAGCACAACAUCUCGAUGUCGAGCAAAAGAACUACGAGUUUCCACCAAGGGCAUUGCUUUUAGAGCUAUCGGCACACCUCGACAAAGACAGCUACUAUGAGAUGUUUGAUGAAUCAUCAUUUGCCACUACCACCAUGACAGGAUCAAGCGUUGACCGCCUACCAUCCUAUGACGAUAUUGGAAGCGAUGAUGAUGAAAAAUUGGAUUCUUACAUUGGAUCCAUUGUAUCUUCAUAUCAACAACAGCAACAAUCCCGUAGCAUACGCCGUUCACUGGUUAGCAGCUAUGAUGACGACCAUCGAGAACGCAAUCACUUGUCAUGUUUUAACCACGACCAUCAUCACGAGAACGACAAUGACGACCCACGCGUUCAACGGCUGAUCGAGGAUGAUCGGCUAUCGCCCCUUUUGCUUCCAGCACGAGCUGAUCCGCGAAGAACAUGUCAAACAUCCUAUGACAAGAGCACCCCAACAACAACAACAAUCUCACAUCAAGAUUUAGUUGCGCCUUCUUCUUUUUUGAAAUACCAUGGCAACGCAGCAGCAUCACCCUAUCAACGACCGCAUAAAGCAUCAAGGUGCUACGCUUCUUCGCAUGAAGAGCUUAACCUUCCCAAUGUGUCUCACAAGCAAUCAAGAUUGGAGGAUAAUACCCCAUUUCUCGAUGACAAUGGCACCGACUUUACGGGUGAUUCCAAGGUGAUUGUCAAUCUAAAGUUGCAUGGUGGUGGUCAUCCUCGUCACAUGUCAUGGUGCCAAGCAAGUGAUGAAGGAUACAAUGAUGAUGAGGAGGAGGAAGAAGAAGAAUUGCCCAUGGAAAGUGUAUCCGUGUUUUUACCCUUAUCACCCGAAGAGCUCGCGGAUCCUGAAAUGUUACGCAACACGGCUGCUACACGUAUUCAGGCCUUGUGGCGAGGCUAUCGCACGCGUAAACAAUUGUUUGGAAACAACAGCAGUCAUGUAUCACCUGCACAGCGUGUGGUAAUUGAUCUUGCACGAAUAUGCAUGACACUGCAUCGACAACAAACAAUGCGUCUUGGCGAACGUAUUGACAUGCUGGAGCAAGAAAUUGCGCAUGAACGUGCCAUGAGGAUUGCAUUUGAGAAUGCUAUCGAGGAUAUGGCACUCACCAUUGACAAGCAACAAGCCAUGGUGUGUGAGCGGAUGGAAGAAAUGCGUGAAUCAUACGAAGAACGGCUAUACCAAGAGCAAUGUGCUCGUACAGACCUAGAGCAAUCCAUGACCCACGUACUUGAUAAAGUGCAGGAGAUGCAAAACAUGCAACAACAGCGUGCCAAACAAGAAGCCGAAGAAAGAGAAGCAUUGCAUUCUAAGCUUGACAAUGCUCUUGCUGAAAUCGAUCAACUCAAACAACAACAACAAAGGAAGAAACAACCCACCACCACUUUACAACCAUCAUCAACACCACGUCGUGUCAACAACGACGCAUCAACAACAACAUCAUCAUCAUUAGAAAAGCAACAACAACCACCAACAUCACGACGUUCAAUCAAGCCUUCAUCCAACAAACCUGUUCGAUCAUCAACGCAUCAUGCUGCAUCUACAACUACUACCACCACUCGUCAUAAUACCAAAAGUCUUAAUCCUACUACUAAUCCUCCUAAUACUAUCACUACUACAACUACAACCACUACUACUGCACCACCCAAUACCCGCCGUGUUGCUACUACUACUCGUCGCAAGAUACUUUCUUCAUCAUCAUCAAACAAACCAGCACGCCCUCUUUCUCGUGUAGACACGAGACGAUGA
Lichtheimia ornata is the source of this 1818-nucleotide messenger RNA. RefSeq lists its product as uncharacterized. The transcript is spliced from 2 exons. The record is from RefSeq and is a predicted model, not a curated record. Gene Ontology annotation, molecular function: protein binding. NCBI's taxonomy places the organism in Eukaryota, Fungi, Mucoromycota, Mucoromycetes, Mucorales, Lichtheimiaceae. Bases 1 to 1818 code for a protein of 605 amino acids.